GGGGCGGUGGCUGCUAGCACGGGCUGCUACACGGCCGCCAUCACCAUCCGCGCGUGUGUCCCAUCCUAUAGUAAACCUCCGGAGCAGUCCCCGAUGUUCCGUCUCCGUGUGUGUUAGUUGGGGAAGCACGGUCGUGCCGUUUUACGCCGGUGCCUCUCUCGUCUCUCGUCGGCACUGCUCUCCCGAUCUCCGCUCUCUCUGGCCCUCGGCGCGGCGCGGCGCGGUGAGCAGCUAAGCUUUUAGUUAAACGCGCACCUCGGCAGCCGAGUUUUCUGCCUCUCGUUGUCCGCUCCUCGUUGUUCGCGCGCGAUUUGCUAUUAUGUCUUGACACGACUUACCGUGUCCGCCAGCGGCCGCUCCUGUCCUGUCUCUCUCUCUUUUCCUCACGUCAUCGUCUCUCGCGCUUUUUCCUUCCUCACGUCGCAUCCGUCUCCCUUAUUCCUUUUCUCUUCCAUCUCUUCCCUCCCCCCCCCUCACCCCCCUUCCACACUCGCCUGCGUUCCGCGCGCGUGUGUGGUCGCCCACCGUCAUUGUCCGCCGCCGUCUUCUCGCGCUCGGAAGAGAUCGCGAGAUCGUGUGCGACCCUCCUCUCUUCCUCCUGUUUUUCUUUUUUCUCUCUUUCCCUUCCUCUCUCCCGUGUGCGCGACGUCGCGGUGCGGAGGAAGACGGGAAGGCGUCGUCCCCCGAACGGGAAGGUGUCGAAGGUGGCGGAGGAAGUGAUGGAGUAGGGAGGGGUGGAAGGUGAUAGAAGAGAAGGAGAUGGAGGAGGAGAAGAAAGAAGAAGCGUCGAGGCAAGAGGAGUAAGAAAAAAGAGCGCAUUCUCGCGCGUGAUAUUCCCGCGGAUAUACCCGGAGCACGGAGCACGGCCUCUCCCUUUUCUCUCUCUCUCUCUCUCUCUUUCUCUCCCCCUCUCCCCUUUCCGUCUUUUUUUCGUUUGACUCUCGCUCCCCCUCCCCCUCCACCCUCUCUCACCAAUCAUUUUGGCGUUUUCGCGCGAUCACCGCGAGACAUAGGUGCGUGCUCGCGCGAGUGAGCGAGAUGAUUAUUUACAAAGCGUAGUUGGCCGCCGUCGUCGUUCACCGUCCACGCACUCGACACAACGACACACGCCGCCACGAAGGGGAGGAGAGAAGGGAAACGGACUGUGGGCUGAUGUCCUCCAACGAAAAUCCGUCGUCCGCGCGAAUCGCCGUCGAGGAGGUUACCUGGUGGUGACCUGGCCUCGUUCCGCCCAGUCAGCGUCUUUCUCUCUCUCUACCUGCCUGCCUGCCUGCCUGCCUAUAUAUGCCUGCCUCAUCUCGUCGCACAGUUCGCGCUAACCGUGAAACUUGGAGAAUCUAAAAGAAGACUCGGUUGGAAGCAGCGACGCAACUGGAAUUCUUCUCCGUCCCGUGUAAAAGAGCGCGGCGCGCGCGCCUCUCCACGAUUACUCCCUUUCCGUCAUUGUCCGCGAGGGUUCAGGCAGUGAACGCGCGCGUGUGCCACUCGCCGAUGUCCGUUGACGGUGCCGGUGCCGGUUGGGAUACGUUGCGCGUCGCCGCCGUCGCCGUCCGGGUCGACGAUGAGAAGACGAGCGGCACGUCGUCCUAGUCAGUCCGCGACAGACCGCAGCCGAUAGCCGUCGUGGUGGCGAGGACGGAUGACCGUGGGAGAACGAUAACGCGCGCGGCGAGAAGAGUCCAAGUCGAAAGAGAGGAAAUUGCAGCGACAUGUUGACGCGCCGCUGUGCCUUAGAACGCCGAUGGACAACGAACUCCUCCUCCUCGUCGUCGCCGUCGUGAGGCGAAAACCGAGCUGACACGCCUCGCCCCGCCGGAGAGAGAGCGGACGGACGGAACCUGGCAACCGCGACGUCGAGGAGCCGAGGCCGGAGCUGGAGGAGAAAGAGGAGGCGGAGGAGGAGGAAGAGGAGGAAGAGGAGCCGCCGGAACGUAACCCUCGAGGCACCGGCUUCCGCGAAUAUGAGCAUGACUCUCGUCCGGAAUUCGUUCAAAGGCCGUAGCGAGGACGACGCAGGUGUCGUGGAUACGGAGGUGGGCGGAGGUUGUGGCGCGGGUGGUGCGCCAACCGCAGGAGGUGGAAGUGUUGCCGGUUGCGAUGGAGGUGGUGGCGUCGGCAGCGGCGGUACGUGCGGGGGGGUGGGCGGUGGUGGCGACGGCGAGGGCGGAUCAUCCGCGAAGCAGCAGCAGCAGCAGCAGCAGGGUGGCGAAAGGUGCCCUCAGUGCGGCAUCCACUGUCGGGACGUCCGUGUCCUGCAGCUUCACCUCGAGGACACGCACAAAACGUCCUGUACCAUCGACAAGCACGAUCUCAACGCCCAGUUCUCCCAAGUGUCCUGUAAGGUGUGUAGUAAGACCUUUGCCAACGUCUACCGACUGCAGAGGCACAUGAUUAGCCAUGAUGAAAGUGCUGUUCUACGAAAGUUUAAAUGUCCUCACUGCGAGAAGGCCUUCAAGUUUAAGCAUCACCUUAAGGAACACCUGCGAAUUCACAGCGGUGAAAAGCCAUUCCAAUGUAACAAUUGCGGCAAGCGUUUCUCUCAUUCUGGAUCGUAUUCGAGCCACAUGACGGCGAAGAAGUGCUUGAUAAUGAAUCUGAAAAAGUCGAGGCAGAAUACUAUAAGCAAUGUCGAUCGAGGGCAGAAAAAGAUGCAUCAGGCGUUAUCGGGACGACGUGACGUCGAUCUGCUGACGGCCAACAAUAAUACAUUUUUGCCGAUCCUGCCGAAGUUGUCACCUUCGGAAUAUCAGGAGAUACAAAGAGAGGGAACAGGUAUUUAUGACAUGCCAACUCUGCUGCCUCACAUGAUGGGAUUCGGAAAUUACUUCCUGCAGUCUUCGAUAAGUAAGCUGCUGAACCAAUGGCACGCUAAGCGUACCUUCGAUCACAUUACCGAGCAAUUUGAGACGCAUCGGGAAGUGAUGAGUCCAUCGACAGCGGACUCAGAGGGAACGGAGGGCACUGAGGGCAAGGAGUCUCCCGCGCCAGUAGACCCGUUGCAGGGCCUCGAUGCGGUCCGACGAAUACUGGAGACUGUAAACACAUCCGUGACGAAGCAGCUGCUUGAAGCGAAUGUACGGAAGCUAUCCACGUCUCCGGCCACUAUGAAACGAGAGUUGGAAGAGGAUUACCAGGAUCAAGAUAGCGAAAUGUCUAGUGAAAUGACGCAUUGUCCGGACUGGAGCGGAGCGGACCAAUACGACUCGCAAAGUGAAGGUUUAGCCGCAAAGCUUGAGAAUGUCAAUCAACCGACAUCGAGAUCAGCCAAGAGAAAAGCAGAGGACAGUUCCGAAGCAGAUUCGGAAGAUGAAGAUGAGGGCAACCAACCUCACAAUGACAACGGUAAAAGAGUCAGAGCUAGGUCGCUCAUAGACGAUGAACAGCUUGCUGUUCUGAAAGGUUAUUACGCCAUCAAUCCACGACCUAAGAAGGAAGAGAUCAUAAUGAUUGCCGAUUACAUCCAUUUUCCUACUCGUGUCGUACAGGUUUGGUUUCAAAAUUCUCGUGCCAGGGAUCGAAGGGAAUCGAAGAUGCCACCAGCCUUAGUUCCUCUAACACCUCCAGUAAAUCCACCUAUUACUGAACAGCCCUUGGAUUUGUCGAAGAAAGAAGCAGUUGUUAUAUUGGCGACCAAAGAAAAUGAUACAGCGAAUAGAAACACCUCGUCUCCGGGCGAACGGAAGGAUAAUACUGCAACUCUAGCUGUCGACAAUGAUGAUCUCGAGGAUUUGCCUUUGGUCAUAGACGAAGAGACUCCCGCUACUGAUCCUGUUGAGAAUAAGCGUACACCUCCCAGUGGAGAGAUAAUUACAAAGAAUCAAAAUCAAGCGAACGUAAAGGGCGAGAGCGAAGCUGCAUUACAAUCGGAAAUAACACCUACGGCAACAGAAAAUGAGCAGGGUCUUUAUUUCUGUGAUCGGUGUGAGAAAACAUUUUCGAAACAUAGUUCCCUCACGAGACACAAGUAUGAACAUUCCGUAAAUGUGUUUUCAGGGCAAAGGCCCUACAAAUGUGUGGAGUGUCCAAGAGCGUUCAAGCACAAGCAUCAUCUGACUGAACACAAGCGGCUGCACAGCGGCGAAAAGCCCUUCCAGUGCUCCAAGUGCCUCAAGCGCUUCUCUCACUCCGGCUCCUACAGCCAACACAUGAAUCACCGUUAUUCUUAUUGCAAGCCCUACAGAGAAUAGGAAUACUCCGUCUGUUCAUUUGAGGCUCGUUCGCUUAUCUAGAUUAGAUCUUUUCCCAUAAACUUAUAUUAAUAGGUCAUGCACUCCCGUUGGAGGCAAGAAAUCAGAAUUAGUAAAACAGAACAACAGAAAGUCAGAUGCUUUCUUUGUUCGAUCGUGAAAUUAGUGGGGAGAGAAAGAAAGAGGGGAAGCGAUUGCUUUUUUUGCUCUUAAAAAGAGAUACGCAUUAUCCUCUCUUUCUCCAACUCUCAUUCUUAUGAAUUACCAUUUACCUCAUACUUCUUUACUAACAACUUUCAAUUCUCUAAUCAAUCUUAUAAAACCGCUAUGUGGUGAAGGUCAAGAUUGACUGUCGAAUCCGCCAACGAAUUAACUAUUCGAACACAUGGAGACUCACAUUAUUUCACUUUUAGUCUAAUGUUUUCUUACAUUAUUCCUUCUCAAUACAUUGUGUGACAGAGCACAUGUGACACAUGUAUAUCUCUAUCCUUCAAUGUUUACUGCCAACUAUUACAUAAAAAUACACAAUUUUCUAAAUAACCAAAUCUGUUAAAAAUAGAUUUUGAAAAAUGUCUGCUAUAAAUUUUAGUAGAAUGUCAACAGAAAACGAGCAAAAUCAUCAUUUGAUUCUUUUUUCUUAUGUCUUCUGUUUUCUUUAACUAUUCAUUCCUCUCUCUCGUCUCUUGCUAUUCUUCUUAAUUCUUUCUACAAAUCUUCCUUUAUUUCUCUAAUUAAGGGGAUGCUGGAGUUGUCUGUUUUACCAACAAAAAGAUAGUAAUUUUUGUUUAACAAUAUCUUUUUAUUUCUUUUAUAGAUUUGGAAAUCCUUUUCCAGAAUAAAAGAAUACGCAUUGUUAUCAGUCUGUGGAGUGGAAUUUCCUCCAAAAACGA
This is a messenger RNA of Monomorium pharaonis (pharaoh ant), 5077 nucleotides long. It is a transcript of the gene zfh1, whose product is annotated as zinc finger E-box-binding homeobox protein zag-1. Gene Ontology annotation, molecular function: RNA polymerase II cis-regulatory region sequence-specific DNA binding; DNA-binding transcription factor activity, RNA polymerase II-specific. The transcript has 9 exons. Bases 1962 to 4187 code for a protein of 741 amino acids. The record is from RefSeq and is a predicted model, not a curated record. Gene Ontology annotation, biological process: anatomical structure development; regulation of transcription by RNA polymerase II. Lineage: Eukaryota; Metazoa; Arthropoda; Insecta; Hymenoptera; Formicidae.